This is a messenger RNA of Ictalurus furcatus (blue catfish), 6931 nucleotides long. RefSeq names its product HECT, C2 and WW domain containing E3 ubiquitin protein ligase 2a (gene hecw2a). The record is from RefSeq and is a predicted model, not a curated record. Bases 1552 to 5988 code for a protein of 1478 amino acids. Gene Ontology annotation, biological process: regulation of dendrite morphogenesis. The transcript is spliced from 30 exons. NCBI's taxonomy places the organism in Eukaryota, Metazoa, Chordata, Actinopteri, Siluriformes, Ictaluridae. Gene Ontology annotation, molecular function: protein binding; ubiquitin-protein transferase activity.
CCAACUAUUUUCAGUUACUUUUUUCUUCUUCUUUUUCUGCUUCCUUGCUUUCCUCUUUCCUUCCUUUCUCUCGUUUUUGAAUGAUUUAUUUCCUCUGCCUUUCCUUCUAUCCUAAUAUUAUUUCCUUUCCUUCUUUUAUCACGUUAAUCCUUCUUUUCUCGCUUUAUUCUUUUUUUUCUGUCAUUCAUUCUGUACUUCAUUUUCCCCCCACAGGAUGAUGAAGCACACACACACACACGACCGUUAUUUUGCCCCUGCAGGAGCACUCUGUUCCCAUCGUAGUCGUCAUCAGCAUCUCAAACUGCUGAACCGUGUGUGUGUGUGUGUGUGUGUGUGUGUGUGUGUGUGUACGCGCUGUAAGCUGCCACUGCAGGGGAAGUCGAUGGGACAGGAGGGAGCGCCAAAAUUAACGGGGCAUCUCUGUCCUGCAUUAACAUUCCGCUCGUGAAAUCUGCGUGAGCUCGAGCGCAGGCGGACAGACAGAGUAACACACCCACUGACCGCGCAGGAGCUCGGUUCAGUUCGGUUCGGUUCUGCGAAUCCGCCAGUCGUGUCGUGAUACCAGGACCAGGGAGGGACACCUGGCUGCCUCUCCGGUCCUCCCUGACACUGACACCAGUGUUACGUUUGGAUUUAUUUAUAUUUUUUCCCUUCAUCUCUUUUGCACACUGCGCACUUUCCCCUCCUCGUGAUCACUUCACCGACGCGCACGAGGUAAGCCACGUUCUCCUCGCGCCUCGUUUCUAAUGCACGCGCGUAACCCAUCUUAUUUUCCUACUGUGACUAAGCGAAUAUCUGCAGACUGCUGUGGCUUUGCUUUGCAGCGUGUCACCGCAUUAGUACAGGGUGGUGUGUGUGUGUGUGUGUGUGUGUUCUGCACUGGAUGGAGGAUUAUAGAAGAAGGGUCAGAUGUUUAUCAUGACAGGACUAGAUGGUGCUCAGUGAUGCAGCAGUAAACAGCAGACAGGAUGGGGAAUUCCCAGCGCACAGCUGCAGACGCGCGUGCAGAGCAGGACGGGGAAGAACAAUACGCAGAAAUCGGGUGGUAAUGUUAACUCCACUGUGCGCGUGUAAUUCUGCGGUAUGGCGUUCUGGAAAGACGCGUUAUAAGCGUCUUAUGAAGGAGGAUCCGAUCUGCGCUCCGGUUCACAUUAUUUAUGACGUAAUACACGCCCCAGUGCCAAGUUGUGGCUACUUAUCAUGAAUUGUGUGGCUGGUUAACAGCAGUCCACCCUCUCCACUGAUCCAAGUUUAACAGUUGUCCUAGUCUGUGCCUUGUCUCUCACCCAGGAUCCAUAAUGAUUGCCAUGUAAAAUAACCUACAUUUCCACAAAACCUUCUCCAUGGGAACAUUUUCUUUCUGAUAUCUGCCCCUACACAAGUAUAGGCUUAGAAUAUUCCCUAAUAUUCAUAGACAAAUAACCUACCAAUAAUCUUCUUUGAAGACACCAUCCAUUUCCUGGCCUUGCCCCCCUACCAGCAGCAAUCAUUCGGCCGUCUCUCGCCACAGCGGUCCUGCCAUCCAGGCCCCGCUCCCACCAGGCGCCCAGCAUGGCGCCCCAGGGGCGGGAGCACCUGGUGGCACGGGAGCAGCAACAGGGUGCACGAAGACGAAGCCCUCAUCUUCGCCACACGCUGAGCCCCGAAAACCUGAGGAGCCUAGCCGAGCGUGGCGGCACUGAAACGUCCGCAGCUGGGACAGCAGGAAUCACUAGAGCUAACAGUGACACAGACCUGGUCAGUUCACAGGGUCGCUCUUCCCUCACAGCCUCUACGCUGGAGUUCACUCUCGGGCGUGGACAGAACCUAGUCAUCUCCUGGGACAUCAAGGAGGAGGUUGAUGCUACUGACUGGAUCGGCCUAUAUCACAUAGAUGAGACCUGUCCAUCAAACGUGUGGGACUGCAAGAAUCGUGGUGUGAACGGCACACAGUGUGGUCAGAUUGUCUGGAGGCUGGAGGCUGGCCCAUACUUCCUGGAUGCUGAGACCAGAAUCUGCUUCAAAUACUAUCAUGGUUUGACUGGAGCCUUGAGAGCCACCACGCCGUGCAUCACUGUCAAGAAUCCUCGAUGUUUGGCUGACGGCCAAGGCGAAGGACAGCUGACUUCAGACACCAGUCGAAAACUGCUCAGCUUCACCCUGUCAGAUAUCCGAGCCAUGGGACUGAAGAAAGGGAUGUUUUUUAAUCCCGACCCCUAUCUAAAGAUGAGCAUUCACCCAGGCAAAAGGAACGGGUUCCCCACCUUCUCCCACCAUGGCCAAGAGAGACGAUCUGGCAUUACAACCAAUACUACAAACCCUGUGUGGCAUGGAGAGAGACAUACAUUUGUGGCCCUGAUAACUGAUGUCCUAGUUAUCGAGGUUAAGGACAAGUUUGCUAAAAGUCGGCCGAUCAUUAAACGCUUCUUGGGUCAGCUAAACAUUCCUGUUCAGAGGCUGCUGGAAAGACAUGCAUCAGGGAACCAAUCCCUGAGCUUCUCUCUCUGCCGCCGCUUGCCUACUGAUAAUGUAAGUGGUCAGCUGCAGUUUAAAGUGGAUAUCACCUCAACUAAUCAGGACGAUGUCACACCUGAGUCAAUCCUCGGGGCAGCAGCCCUUAAUGGGCCCCCUGGUACCCCUUCAGAUGAUGAAGAUUUGCCCCAUCCUCUUCCUCCCCCUUCUGGCAUUCUGUACCCCACCCGCUCCCAAAGUUUUCGUCGAAAUGGUGAAGGAGGUGGUGCUCUAUCACCUGAUACCGAGAUUUGUUCUGGUGCCUUGGAUGAAGAAGCUCUACCUUCGCUCAGCAUACUUCAGAGAACCUUUAGUGAGCAGCUUGAUGCCAUUGAGGCUCCCAAAGGACCAGGUGAGCGUCCAAUGGGCGCAGCAUCUCCAAAACUGAGUUCCAGCUUCCCUACUCACACCCGCCUCAGUGAUAUGCUCCACAUCGACUCUGAUGAAGAUGAGGAGAGGUCUGCUGGUAUUGAUCCCAUACCGCCUGCUCUGAAUGGUCUCACCAGAUGUCCAGUAAUGCUCCACAAACCUCCUGAAGAACCUCAGGAACUGGGGGAGCCACCAGAAGAAGUUGGGUUAGAGUCAGAGGUGGAGACUCUGAGUUUAGGGACUGAGGUGGUUCUGGAGCCAGAGGUUCUGCCCAGUUCUGUGGCUCCACAAGUAGAGACCGCAAGUCUGAUGGAGAGACAGGAUGAAGGAGAGGAAGAAGAAGAAGGACUGGGGCCCAGUGAGGAGUUGGCCACAGAGGUGGAUAUCUCCUCCAUGGCAUCUGACUGUGGCCCCAUGCCUAUGUCUGCUGCUCAGGAAGCAGAACAAGGGGCAGAGAUGGCUAUAGAUCCAGGGGGAGGGGAUCUCUCAGAUGACCCACCCACAACCUAUGAAGUCAUUGAUGCUGGAGGUGAACCUCCUCUGACCGAUGAGUUUGAAUUGCACACACCGCCGCCAGAGUUAUUGGUCCAUGAGGAUGAAGAUGAGGUGGAGGAGGACACAAUGUCCCGGAGGUGGAGUCUGGAGGCAACAGCAGGUGUGUCACAGGAGGAGGAUGAGGAGGAGGAGCUAAUGCAUUCAGGGGAUGCCGGAUCUGUGGACUCUGAGACUUUUGCUACAGACACAAACGUAGAUCCAGGUCCCACUCAGCUAAACGGGCACCAGCAGGUUCAUUCACUUCCCUCUGUAAGACAAGACAUCCAUCGGUAUCAGCGUGUGGACGAGCCGCUUCCACCCAACUGGGAGGCUCGGAUCGACAGUCACGGCCGCAUCUUCUUUGUGGAUCAUGUGAACCGGACCACCACGUGGCAGAGACCCACAGGCCCUCCUGCUCCUCAGGGCUUAACCCGCUCCAGCUCCAUCCAGCAGAUGGAGCAGCUCAAUCGCAGGUACCAGAGCAUCCGUAGAACAAUGACCAGCGAGAGGAGCUCAGAGGAACAAAGCGUAGAUUUUCCUCCUGUUGAUGAUAUGGAAAUGCUGUCCCACUCCGUCUCCGACUACCGUAGAGACGGCUCUUUGGCUCAGACCAGCUCUCACUCCCGUCUCUCCCUGCUGCUUCAAUCUCCUGGAGCCAAGUUUCUCUCCAGUCCUGACUUCUUCACUGUGCUGCAUUCCAACCCUAGUGCCUAUCGCAUGUUUACAAGCAACACGUGUCUGAAGCACAUGAUCAGUAGAAUACGGAGAGAUGUGCAGCACUUUGAACGCUACCAGCACAACCGAGACCUGGUCACCUUCCUCAACUUGUUUACCAACAAGCAGCUUGAGCUGCCACGCGGCUGGGAGAUGAAACACGACCACACUGGCAAGCUCUUCUUUGUGGAUCACAACUGCCGUGCCACAACGUUCAUCGACCCGCGGCUGCCCCUGCAGAGCUCACGCUCCAGCGGCCUCCUGGCCCAUCGACAGCAUCUGAGCCGCCAGAGGAGCCACAGCGCUGGAGAGGUACAGGUGGCAGAUGACUCUCGCUCCCCAAGCCCACCCAUGCAACCUCGACCCUCAAGCACUUUUGCUGGCUCCAGUCGCAACCAAUACCAAGACCUGGUACCUAUGGCUUACAAUGAGAAAAUUGUGGCGUUCCUUCGACAACCAAACAUCUUAGAGAUCCUACAAGAGAGGCAACCGGAGCUUGUGAGAAACCAUUCCCUCAAAGAGAAAGUCCAGUUUAUUCGUAAUGAAGGUGCAUCUGGAUUGGCUCGGCUCUCUGGUGACGCAGAUCUGGUGAUGCUGCUCAGUCUGUUUGAAGAAGAAGUGAUGUCGUACGUGCCGGCCCAUGCCUUACUGCACCCCAGUUACUCUCAUGCCUCCCCACAAAGCUCCCCUGGAACUCCGCGUGCAAAUGCUCGCGCCCCUGCGCCUUACAAACGUGACUUUGAGGCUAAACUAAGAAACUUCUACCGCAAACUGGAAACAAAGGGUUAUGGACAGGGCCCAGGAAAAGUGAAACUGAUCAUCCGCAGAGAUCAUCUACUCGAAGAUGCCUUUAACCAGAUCAUGUGCUACUCGUGUAAGGACCUGCAGAGAAGCAAACUGUACGUCAGCUUCGUAGGGGAGGAGGGGUUGGACUACAGUGGCCCAUCGAGGGAGUUCUUCUUCUUGGUGUCCCGUGAGCUCUUUAACCCAUAUUACGGACUCUUCGAAUACUCGGCCAAUGACACCUACACUGUGCAGAUCAGCCCAAUGUCAGCCUUCGUGGACAACCACCAUGAAUGGUUCCGGUACAGUGGGCGAAUUUUGGGCCUCGCUCUGAUUCACCAAUACCUCCUGGAUGCCUUCUUCACUCGUCCAUUCUAUAAAGGACUGCUGCGCAUUCCAUGUGAUUUGAGUGACUUGGAGUUUCUGGAUGAGGAGUUUCAUCAGAGCCUGCAGUGGAUGAAAGACAACGACAUUGAGAACAUGCUGGAUCUCACCUUCACCGUCAAUGAGGAGGUGUUUGGUCAGAUUACAGAGCGGGAGCUGAAGCCUGGAGGAGCUGGUGUCCCAGUGUGUGAGAAAAAUAAGAAGGAGUACAUUGAGCGCAUGGUGAAGUGGCGCAUUGAGAGAGGUGUGGCUCAGCAGACGGAGAGCCUGGUGCGGGGCUUCUAUGAGGUUGUGGACGUGCGUCUGGUCUCGGUGUUUGAUGCCCGCGAGCUGGAGCUUGUCAUUGCUGGAACUGCAGAAAUUGACCUGGCUGACUGGAGAAACAACACAGAAUAUCGAGGAGGUUAUCACGAUGGUCACAUUGUUAUCCGAUGGUUCUGGGCGGCGGUGGAGCGUUUCAACAACGAGCAGAGACUGAGACUUCUUCAGUUUGUCACAGGUACUUCAAGUGUUCCCUAUGAAGGCUUCGCCUCUCUCCGGGGGAGCAACGGGCCACGUCGCUUCUGCGUUGAGAAAUGGGGCAAAAUUACUUCCCUUCCAAGGGCUCACACCUGCUUUAACCGUUUGGAUCUUCCCCCAUACCACUCCUUCUCCAUGCUUUACGAGAAGGUGCUCACUGCUGUGGAGGAAACGAGCACUUUUGGUCUAGAGUGAUGCUUCUGCACGGUCUCUUUUUCGUGUUCUUCAAAAUCUGAAACCUUUUUUGCCUUUUAUUCUGUACCCAAAUCCUCACUUCAGUCUUAAUAAUGGCCUUGUUUCCUGGACCCCUUUCUUCCUCUGCUAUAAAACCAGGAUUAUGUGACUAAAGCAUGACAGCUAUUUCUGGGACCUAUUCCUUCUGGGUCCUCAAACACACACAAACAUAUGGUGAAUGCAUUAGAUACUGAGCAGGAACAUAAAACACUUCACUAGUCUUUAAUACAGAAAUUCCUUCUUACACGCAAACAAAGCCUACUAACAUGGUAAAUAACGGUUCCACUAAAAUCCUCUGUAAGCAUACACAAUAUUUUCACCCACUUCACCAGAGAGAAGACGAACCCACAUGUACAAAAUAAACUGGUGGAUAUACUGUAUGUACAUUUCUCACGUUACACUGAUCGGGUGAAUGAUUUGUGUUACAGCACUGUUGUCGUUCAGCACUGUUGUAACUGUAGAGCUUGUUCCUCAUCUAAACAGAGAGAAACCUUCAUUUAAAGAUGAGUGUGUGAGAGAUGAGGAAUUUAACACACUUUUGUGGAUAUUGUGUGUUCUCAUAUUUAUUUUACUGGCGUGGCUUAGUGGUGAGGAAUCUGUGCAAUAUUUAAUUACAAUUAUGCUAGACACAUUUUGAACUGCUUCUAAUGUAGAACAUGAUAAAACGGCGAGAGAAUCUAUAAUUGCCGCUGCUUUCACAUAGCUUAAUCUGUGUAAUGAAAAAGAAUCAGUGAAGAUUUUCUUCCACAGAGCGAAUCUAGUGAAUUCGUGUCGCAAUGGAAUGCCACCCACCUUGAAACAUAAUCCCUUCAGCUUUAUUGUAUUUGACUGUGCUGCCUCAAACAAGCCAAAACCAAAUGUCAAGUACUUCAUUGCAUGUUAGUAAAGAAUUAUUUUGAUCACA